AUGAGCACGCCGUCGUUCAAAUGCCAGAAUUGCCAGUGUCCGAUCGACAUGGACCUGUCGCUGAUGGACCUUUCCAUAGCACAGCGCGACAUGAUUGUCAAUUCGGGCGGGGAGCCUACGAACCCCAGCACGUUCAAGAUCCCCCCGGAGCGGCUCUCGCGGCUGCACCAGGUGCGGCGGCCGCACGAAUUGACGGUGGCGGCGGCCCCGGGCGCGGCGGAGUCGUACGUGUUCCUACAGGUCAACGAGGACGGGCUCAACCGGUCCAAACACGCGAUAGAGGAGGAGAGCGGGGAGGAGGAGGAGGACGACAGCUCCAAGACGCUGUCGUCGAACAUCCAGGUGCUGACGAACAUCUUCAACAUCCUGUCGUCCAAGGGGAACAUCGACUACCCGGUUUGCCAUGUGUGCUGCGAGCUGAUGAUGCAGCGUCUGAAGGCCGAGUACGCGGACGCGAUCCGCAAGCGGGACGCGUACUUCGAGUUCAUGGACCGGUUGCAGAAGCAGCACGAGAAGGAGAGCGCGCAGGAGCCCAAACCCGCAUCGGCGGAGGCGGACCUGCUGGCGCAGAAGGACGAGCUCGUCACGAAGCUGGUGGCCCUGGAGCACGAGAACGACAAGCUGGACAAGGAGAUCGAGUCGCUGGAGCAGCAGCUGCGGGAGAAGGAACAGCAGGAGACGCGGGCCGUCCUCAAGCAGAACCUCAAAGACCUGGAGCACAUUGCGUUCAUGAAAGACAUGCAGUCGCUCAAGAACCAGUACGAGCUGACCCUCAACAACCUGGACAAGCUGCGCAAGACCAACAUUUUCAACGAGACGUUCCGCAUCUCCCACAGCGGGCCGUUCGGGACCAUCAACGACCUGCGGCUUGGUGGCUUCAGCCAGGUCCGCGUGCCCUGGCAGGAAAUCAACGCGGCCAUGGGCCAGCUCAUUCUGCUGCUGGCCACCAUUGCAGCCAAAAUCCACUACGAGCUGGACGGCUACCGGCUCAAGCCGCUGGGCUCCUACUCGAAGGUCGAGCGCUUCGAUCCCCACACACAGAGGUGGAAUGUUUACAACGCUUACAGCAAUGACGACUUCAAGAUCGGGAAGCUGUUCCACAAGGAGACUUCGCUGGACAAGGCACUGGAGGCCAUCAUUGCGAUUGUGGACCAGAUUGCCAAGAGGAUUUCGACCCUCUCGAGGGACCACAACGACGGCGGCAUGGAGCUGCCGUACUCCAUGCAAAAGGACAAGAUAAACGGCAUCCCCAUAAAGCUACUUGGCAGUGACCCGACGUUGGAAUGGACCACUUCGUGCAAGUUUCUGCUAACGAAUGCGAAGUGGCUACUAGCUUUUUCGUCUCAGGUGACCUGA
This is a messenger RNA of Eremothecium gossypii ATCC 10895, 1356 nucleotides long. RefSeq names its product beclin 1 (gene VPS30). The transcript has a single exon. The record is from RefSeq and is marked provisional. Bases 1 to 1356 code for a protein of 451 amino acids. Gene Ontology annotation, cellular component: phosphatidylinositol 3-kinase complex, class III, type I; phagophore assembly site; phosphatidylinositol 3-kinase complex, class III, type II. Gene Ontology annotation, biological process: autophagy; cellular response to nitrogen starvation; late endosome to vacuole transport. NCBI's taxonomy places the organism in Eukaryota, Fungi, Ascomycota, Saccharomycetes, Saccharomycetales, Saccharomycetaceae.